AUGUCUGGAGUCAAGCGGGUGUACAAGUGGUUCGCCCCGGACGCCGAAAAGGAGGAGGAUGGCCGUGAUAAAUGGCCUUCCCGUACUGCCUUUGUCCUCGCAGCCAUGGGAGGCGCGGUCGGUCUCGGCAACCUUCUCCGAUAUCCAUCCGUCGUGUUUGCCAACAACGGUGUCCAAUGGUUCAUCCCGUACCUCAUCGCUCUAUUCUUCCUCGGUAUUCCUGUCUUGAUUCUCGAAAUUUGCAUUGGCCAGGCCUACCGUGGCGGUGUCGUUGUUGCCUUCCACGGCAUCAGCAAGCAUACCAAAGGCGUGGGUUUGGCCGUCAUCAUGACCGGUUACGUCGUUGCGACAUACUAUGUUCCGAUUCUUGCCUUCAUCAUGCACUACUUCCGAUCUUCAUUUCAAAGCCCACUUCCUUGGACCGGUCGAGGCACAGAAUUCUACAUGGUGGACGUCGUCGCCAACCCCGAUCCUAUCCCUGGCACCAUUGAGAACGACGCCGUCACAAGCUACACCAGUUACCCCUCCAAGGGGUUGGUAGGCGAGACUGUCGGAUGGUGCGCUUUCAUGUGGUUCAUGGUCUUCCUCUGCAUGUUCAAGGGCGUCGGAGUCACGGGCCGUGUCGUCUAUCUCACCAUGGGCCUCCCCAUCGUCAUGGUGUUUGUACUCAUGGGCCGCUCCCUGUCUCUGGAAAACGCAACAAAUGGUGUCAAAAUGUACUUUGCUGAAUGGCAUGGCGAUAAGUUGGCUAGCGGUGGUAUCUGGCAAGCUGCUUGUGGGCAAAUCUUCUUCUCCAUCGGUGUUGGUUUCGGAUACUUUACAUCCUACGCCUCCUACAACACCAAGUUCUCCAAUGCUGUCCAGGAUGCCUUCAUCAUUGGCCUGAGCAACUCCCUCUAUGAGGUGCUUGCUGGAUUUGCAGUCUUUGGAAUCAUUGGGUUCCUUGAACUGCGCCCCGAAGACGGUGUCAAGCUCAGCACCUUUACCGUCGGUUUCCUGACUUAUCCUCUGGCUAUUGUCGAGAUGCCCGGUGCCAACUUUUGGGCCGUCAUCUUCUUCUUGACAAUUGCUCUGCUUGGCCUCAGCUCCGCCUUUGCUUUGGUUGAGUCCAUGGUUACCAUGCUGUGCGACACAGCCCUUGGCCGAAAAUACCCCCGCCCUGUCAUUUCAACAGGUGUGAUUGUCAUUUCCUUCUUGCUUUCCCUCAUGUAUUGUACCGAAUUCGGAUUCUAUCUGUUGGAUGCUGUCGAUGGGUGGACGAAUAACUUGGCUCUAAUCUUUGUGGUCUGGUGCGAAGGCAUCGCCGUUACCACCAUCUACCGCCACAAAGAUGUCAUCAGACAGGUUGGUAUGGUCGCCUUUGUCAUCAACACGGCUGCCUAUAUGCUGUCCAUGAUUCUUGCAGUUGCCGUAGCUCAGUCUGUGAGCGCUGCGGCUGGAGCCAGCGUAGGCUUCGGCAUAUUCAUUGUCGGUACAAUCGCCGCUGUAUUGUUGAGCAAGACUCCCGAUUCUAUCCCGCCUCGGUUCUGGGGCAAAGGUGCUCUACAAAGCAAACUGUGGUGGCUGUCCUUUUACUCUUGCAAUCAGCUGCGUCGCGAUCUCAACAACGUGGUCGCUCAGGGCAAAAACUGGAAGAUUCCCGUCAUUUGGGGACCGAUCAUCAAGUACAUCUCGUGUCCCAUCCUUGCCAUCAUCCUAUCGUUUGCCUACCCCGACUUCUACAAUGAGAAGCGCAAAGACCCCCUGCAAAUCUUUGCAUUUGCCGUCGCCCACAUCGUCAUGAUUAUCAUUGCUUUGGGCUUCAUCGUCCCCAGAGCAUUCGAUGUCUUCAUUCCUCCAGAGAAGCAGUACCUUGCGGAUACUCCCUAUGCACCCCAAGUUACCAUCUUAGGUAUGAUGCACGAGAGCGAUGCCGUCGAAGCUCGCGUUGUUGAAAAUGAAGGCAGUUCAGACGGAGAAGCAACAAACGGGAAGAAAGGCUAAAGCCACUUCCCAGUAUGUACUUGUACAGUGGGUAGGCAAAAGUUACAAGUAGUCUAUAUUUCAACCAACG
Molecule: messenger RNA, 2053 nt
Organism: [Torrubiella] hemipterigena
Lineage: Eukaryota; Fungi; Ascomycota; Sordariomycetes; Hypocreales; Clavicipitaceae
Source: the annotation of a GenBank genome assembly